GAUGAUGACGUAGAGAGCGACGGCAAGCCUAUUUAUUGAUGGAGGAUGAGUCGCAGGAGAGGGGAUAAAGCGGAAGUGCGGUGUGUAGCGAGAGCGGAGGAAGACGGCAAAACAGCGAGACAACUAAAGCUGAGGAAGUAAAAGAGAGGCAGUGGAAUCCCUCGAAACCGGACCUCUGAGAGAAACUGGUUGCAGUGCGUUGAGCUCUCAGGGCCACCGUAGACUUCAGUAUAAAGGCACAGUGACUGCGGAAGUGAAAGAGUUCGAGACGGAGAGAGAGCGAGAGAGAACGAUGAAGCAGUGAUUUCACAGCCACGGUCAACACGUCGCAACUGGACUCGGACAACGAUGAAGCUUCAUCUGCUCGUGAGUUUCCUGAGUCUGUGGAGAAGAAGCGAUGGAACCGGUGCAGCCCCCAUCAAAGUGCUGGUGAAAAAAGGGGAUGAUGUCAUUUUACCAUGUUCCUUCAGCAGCGAGAACAUCAGGCAGGAGCUCUUUGACUGGAAUAAGGACAAGAAGGGGGUGUUCAUGUACGAUAAGGGAAAAGUUUACAAUGAUGGAGAUUCACGUCAGGACGAGCAGUUCAGAGGUCGCGUCUUUCAUUUCCCAGAACAUCUGCACGAGGGUAACGCCUCCAUAGUCAUCAGAGCCACCAAGUUGACUGACAGUGGGAACUACACCUGUUUAUUUCCACUUCUUGUUCCAGAGAGACGAUCAAACAUUGAGCUCGUCGUCGGAGCUGCUCCAAAACCAUCUGUCACAAUACUUGAUGGAACAACGGUCUGGGCUCUUCUGAUGUGUGAGGUUCUUGGUGCGUUUCCUAAACCUGAUGUUCAGUGGCAGAACAGAGCUGGAGACAUUGUUCCUGCUGAAGAACCUCAGGUCUCUGAAAGAGGAGGCAGAUAUGACAUCAUCCUCCAAACGACUGUGAACAAGACCGACCUCUAUCGCUGUGUCUCCACUCAGGAGGAGCUCAACCACCAGACUCAUGCUGAGAUCUUUGUGCUGCUGAACAGAGCAGCUCCAGAGCCGCACAUCAAGAUACUUGGUGAAACAAAGGAAGGAGUUCAGCUGCAGUGUUCUGUUCGAGGUGCGUCUCCAAAACCUAAAGUUCAUUGGCAGAACGGAGCUGGAGACAUUGUUCCUGCUGAAGAACCUCAGGUCUCUGAAAGAGGAGGCAGAUAUGACAUCAUCCUCCAAACGACUGUGACCAAGACCGACCACUAUCGCUGUGUCUCCACUCAGGAGGAGAACGAGACUCGUGCUGAGACAUAUGUACCUGUCCCUGGAGCAGCUCCAGAGCCGCACAUCAAGAUACUUGGUGAAACAAAGGAAGGAGUUCAGCUGCAGUGUUCUGUUCGAGGUGCGUCUCCAAAACCUAAAGUCUAUUUGCUGGAUGGUGAUGGAGACAUUGUUCCUGCUGAAGAACCUCAGGUCACUGAAAGAGGAGGCAGAUAUGACAUCAUCCUCCAAACAACUGUGACCAAGACCGACCACUAUAGCUGUGUCUCCACUCAGGAGGAGAACGAGACUCGUGCUGAGACAUAUGUACCUGUCCCUGGAGCAGCUCCAGAGCCGCACAUCAAGAUACUUGGUGAAACAAAGGAAGGAGUUCAGCUGCAGUGUUCUGUUCUUGGUGCGUUUCCAAAACCUGAUGUUCAGUGGCAGAACAGAGCUGGAGACAUUGUUCCUGCUGAAGAACCUCAGGUCUCUGAAAGAGGAGGCAGAUAUGACAUCAUCCUCCAAACGACUGUGACCAAGACCGACCACUAUCACUGUGUCUCCACUCAGGAGGAGAUCAACCACCAGACUCAUGCUGAGAUCUUUGUGCUGCUGAACGGAGCAGCUCCAGAGCCGCACAUCAAGAUACUUGGUGAAACAAAGGAAGGAGUUCAGCUGCAGUGUUCUGUUCGAGGUGCGUCUCCAAAACCUAAAGUCUAUUUGCUGGAUGGUGAUGGAGACAUUGUUCCUGCUGAAGAACCUCAGGUCACUGAAAGAGAGGGAGGCAGAUAUGACAUCAUCCUCCAAACGACUGUGACCAAGACCGACUUCUAUCGCUGUGUCUCCACUCAGGAGGAGAACGAGACUCGUGCUGAGACAUAUGUACCUGUCCCUGACGCUGGAGGGACGGUUCCUCUUUGGGGUGCAGGGGUUGCUGCUGUUGUUGCAGUUUUGUUGACUCUUCUCGGCGUUUUACUAUAUAAAUACUGUGUGUGUAAAAAGAAAACUCCCACUGCAGAACCACCUGAAGAAAAUCAAGCAACAGCCAUGACUCCUCUGAGAAGUCAGGAUCAGACCGAUAUGGAUCCGUCUCUGUAGCGUCCGUCUGCUCCGCCCUCUUCACUCCGUCACAUGAUCUGUGAGGUCGGCUGCUGAAGCUAGUGUGUCUGUUCUGUUGAAAAGCUUCAGAGUGACGACCACACAACACUGUUUAUUUAAAGAUAAUGAUGUCAUCAUGACGUCACUUCCACCACGUGACGACACAUGAUUGGUUCUUGUGAAUAAGCUGAAGGUCUUGUCUCAGAUCUUAUUGGCUGGAGAAGUUGAUGCUUCACUAACGGAAGCUGUGUCUAAAUUCAGGGACAUUUGAGGAGCGACUGAACUGAUUCCAACAUGUCCUCCUUUCCCUGAGCAACGACGCCACCACCUGGUGGAUCCUUCUCAGGCCAACAUAUCCCACAAUGCAUUGCUCUUCAGUGACUGAACUGUUCAAAGCUCAUUUCGACCAUGGCGACCGCACAGAAAAAGAGGAAAGUUGACACGAGGGCCGCCACUUUCAAGAGAGAUGGGAAUUACAGUUCUUUUUCACAGAAAUUGAGGCAAUUGCCUUCCACGUAACACUGUGGCACGGAGAGUCGAGAACAUAUCAUCAGCUAUUCAGAGACAACUGAGGGACAGGGAAGUGACUUUUUGCACCGAUGCUUCUGACACUGCACAGCUCUUGAUUUUUUUUUUUUUUUUUAGAGGAGUUGACGACAACAUGAACGUAACAGAGGAGCUGCUUAACCUCCAAAGCCUUAGAGACCAAACCAGAGGAACGGAUCUGUUCGCUUCUCUUUGUUCAGCUGCUGAUGAUAUGAAACUACCGUGGUGUAAAGUUUCUGGGUCAUUACCAAUGGUGCGCCUGCCAUGGCACUAUAAAACUCCUCUGUAUAAUUCACCAGCAGGCUCUCUGCGCCAAACAUCUCAAAUGUGAUCAUGUUAUGAAACCAGUUAUAAACAGGUGAGACCUC
Messenger RNA from Pleuronectes platessa (European plaice), 3233 nucleotides. Its product is annotated as butyrophilin-like protein 2. Lineage: Eukaryota; Metazoa; Chordata; Actinopteri; Pleuronectiformes; Pleuronectidae. The transcript is spliced from 11 exons. Bases 349 to 2319 code for a protein of 656 amino acids. The record is from RefSeq and is a predicted model, not a curated record.